Messenger RNA from Closterium sp. NIES-65, 2439 nucleotides. The record is from the annotation of a GenBank genome assembly. NCBI's taxonomy places the organism in Eukaryota, Viridiplantae, Streptophyta, Zygnematophyceae, Desmidiales, Closteriaceae.
CUGCACGGAAUGGCGGCGCUGCUCGCCCUCGCCAUGCUCCACAACAGAACCCUCGUGCCACUUCCAGGAACCUUCCAGCCAGCCAACAACCAGGUGUGCAGAGAGUUCCAGCCAAUGGGCGGCAUGGGCAGCGAUGGUAGCGUGGGCGACUGGGGCUGCUUCUUCUUCCCCAUCGCCUCCCCUCACUGCUCUGCUGACAUCAGCGCUGCUAUGGCAGCCAGUCGCAUGCCGCCAUGUCAAAGCGACACCUCUCAGUUCGAGCAGCUGGCCACGUCAGCAGAUAGGGUGGUGUGUUUGGAUGUGUCUGACGUGGACCAAUCCAGCAGUGCUGCUCUCUCAUCGGUGGAGGCCCGAGUAACCAAAAUCUGGGGAAGGCCGCAUCUGGAGCAGCAGGCACAGAGGGAGUAUCUGGGGGAGGUGCCACCCACAGAUGAUUUCAGACAGCAGUCCUCCCACUUGCUGUUGAUCCAUGCCGCUCCAUCCACCCCUCCUGUCUACCCUGGCAACGAGGCCACCUUUGCGCGGCACAAUGAAGGGCACCGCUGGUGGGCACCGCUGGUGGGCACCGCUGGUGGGCACCGCUGGUGGGCACCGCUGGUGGGCACCGCUGGUGGGCACCGCUGGUGGGCACCGCUGGUGGGCACCGCUGGUGGGCACCGCUGGUGGGCACCGCUGGUGGGCACCGCUGGUGGGCACCGCUGGUGGGCACCGCUGGUGGGCACCGCUGGUGGGCACCGCUGGUGGGCACCGCUGGUGGGCACCGCUGGUGGGCACCGCUGGUGGGCACCGCUGGUGGGCACCGCUGGUGGGGCACCGCUGGUGGGCACCGCUGGUGGGCACCGCUGGUGGGCACCGCUGGUGGGCACCGCUGGUGGGCACCGCUGGUGGGCACCGCUGGUGGGCACCGCUGCAACGUGCACUGGUGGCGGGCAUGGGGUGCCCUGCCCAUUUAUUCUGCCUUCCCCCUCGCCUCGCCCCCUCCCUCAGCUGCACUGGUGGCGGGCGCAGGCGGUGCGCUUCAUGCUGAGGUGGCCAUCAGCCCAUCUCUGCCACGUCAUCAACCAACAGAGACACACCGCCUAUGGCAUGCACGUGGCCAAUCACAUUGCUUCCCUCCCAGCCAUCUACGCCUCCAUCCUCCAAUCAGUAGCUGCCACCUCAGCAGGCCCAGCCGCCGCCCAGAACCUCCCCUUGUCAGCUGAAGCAUCAGAUCUUUCAACGCUAGAUCUGAUUCCGGGAUCAAAUCCCGACUCACAGCCAAGGGCGAGCAGCAUGGGGGUGGGAUUGGAGGCGCGAGUGUGGGGAGCGAGGGGGUUCGACAGGUGCAGUGAGCGGUGCAGAGGGGUGGGGAUGGGCGAGUAUGGUCGAGUAGGAGGGGAGCCGCUGUUUGUGGUGCGACCCAUGGUGGGCGUGGUGAUGGGGGGGAGUGGGGGCACGGGGGUUGGUGGAGGAGGACGAGGGGAGGAAGGAAGAGGAGGAAGAGGUGUGCUGACGUCAUCAGGGAUGGGAGUGGGAGUGCAUGUGAUGGCAGCGAGUGUGCUGCGGCUGAGCGAUGUGGACGUGAGGCACAUGUGGGUCAGCUGGCAUGCGCAGCUGGCAUGCGCAGGUGAGGCACAUGUGGGUCAGCUGGCAUGCGCAGUUGAGGCACAUGUGGGUCAGCUGGCAUGCGCAGGUGAGGCACAUGUGGGUCAGCUGGCAUGCGCAGGUGAGGCACAUGUGGGUCAGCUGGCAUGCGCAGGUGAGGCACAUGUGGGUCAGCUGGCAUGCGCAGGUGAGGCACAUGUGGGUCAGCUUGCAUGCGCAGGUGAGGCACAUGUGGGUCAGCUGGCAUGCGCAGGUGAGGCACAUGUGGGUCAGCUGGCAUGCGCAGGUGAGGCACAUGUGGGUCAGCUGGCAUGCGUAGGUGAGGGUGAGGGUGAGGGUGCACAUGGCACUGGCAAAGCUGGGUGUGGUGUGGGCAUUGUAAUUUGGGGCCUGCCACCGCCCAACACCAUGCACCUGCCCGACUGGACCCUCUACAUGCCCUCGCCCUCGCCCCCACCCACCCUCCCCUCCUCGCCAUCCACCCCACACCACCUCCUCCAGCAGCAAGCACCACCUGCCCCUGCUGCCGGCACAGCAGCGCUGUCCUCUUCCCCUGCUUCUGAGAGCGCUGCAGCUGCAAUAGGGCCGGCUGCCCCUGCGGCCGGUGCAGGCAGCACAGUGGGUGGUGGUGAGAGUGGUGGGAGCGAGGGUGCCGGAGGAGGGAGUAUGGACGGGGCAGUGGAGGCGGGAGGAGAUGGGUGGGGGGAUGGGGAGCGGAUGGCACGGCUGGUGGUGGCGGCGCAGUGCGAUGCGUUCGUGGGCAUGCAUGGGGAUGAGUGGGCUGAGCUUUUGGAUGAGAUGAGGUGCACUGGGGGUAGAAGACAGUCGCGGUUCGUGUUCAUUAAUGUUCCAUGA